Messenger RNA from Durusdinium trenchii, 2401 nucleotides. The record is from the annotation of a GenBank genome assembly. NCBI's taxonomy places the organism in Eukaryota, Dinophyceae, Suessiales, Symbiodiniaceae.
ACCAGAACUUGUUUUGUGGAUCCUCUCCUCUCCGGACUCCUCUCGCUUUCACGCCAUGGCGUCUAUCUUUGGGCUGCUGGACAAACGGCAACGACAAGCGGACGAUGCACAGUUCGCACAGGACUUGGACUUCUCCUACGAGGAGCGUGCGGACUUAUUGGCCGAUCUCUUGGAGGAUGACACCUCGCUCUUUCCAUUGUUGGAUUGUCCACCGGAGGUCUUGUCCUCGGUGCUGCUUCUUUCAGAAGCGGUGACGGCAGUGCGGAUGCGACCGCUGUGCCGUCAGAUGCGAGUGGCCGUGGACGGCAAUGAAGGCCUCUGGAGUCUGCUGACCUUGCGCGACUUCGCGGAUUUGGGGGGCACCACCAAGCACUACGUGGGUCUCAAGACCUUGGCUGAGUGGGAUGAGUCAAAUGCCACCAGGCGCUUGGAGUGGGAUCCCCUGAUGAUUUGCGCUCCGCCACCGCUGCGCUAUUCACUCUUAGCAGCCAUGCAGGUGAGACGACAGCUUUGGUCCAAGCAUGGACCAUCCUUGGGGGCUGGCUGGGAUUGGUUCAGCGCCAAGGUUUGCCGUCGGAUGGCCGUGCCCACCUUCCUCCGCUGGGCGUCGCUGCAGCACGAGCCGCAAUACCUCCAAGCCUUGCUACGCCCGCUCGGCCUCUCCACCGAGGGCGUCAGAAAGCGCCGCGCGGCCGAGGUGGCGGGGACCGCCAACUCCGCAGCGACGGGGCCUCAUGAGGCCCCCGAAGCCAAGCGCAGCAAGGCGAACGACACAGGCACUUGCGGCAUGCGCUUCCGCUGCGGGAGGAGCGACCAGGUGGAGCUAAGCGAAGAAGCGGUUGUCGACAUCUACGAGACGGUGCAACGGUGGCACACCCAGGAGCACAGGGAGAUGAUGAGGCAGCACUUCCGCGGCGGAGACGAGAAGAAGAAGGAAGGCAACCUGCCGCGCAGCAACAGUGGAGCCUUCAGCGUCACGCCCACUCUGGACGCCCACGAAGCGGCGGUCUUUGCGCUGAACGACUACGAGUCGGAGCUGACGCCUGCCGGGCCUGCGGGGCCGGCCAAGGUGCCAGCGUCCACGGGAGCUUCCCGUGGAGCCGCGUCAAGACACAUCGAGGAGGCCCAGCUGAGGCUGGCGAUGGAGUUGUCGAAGAAGGAGGCCGAGGAGGCAGCUUCCGCUCCACCCGUGGCCGUCGAGGAGAAGGCGGAGCCUGAGGAAGCGCCGAAAGAAGAGAGGAGGGAAGAGGUUGUUGCUGCUGAGCCUGAGGAGCCUCGGGAGCCGGAGUUUGAGGGUUUGCCCUUGCGUGGGGAAGGUGGUCAGGCGGCGGCGCAAGUCUUCGUGAAGCCGCACUGCCUGGCGCAGCGCGUCGAGGCGUUGCCCGACGCCCUGGAGCGCUCUAUCGAGUCCAUCGUGCACAAGCUGGUGACACCCAGCAGUUGGGCCCUGCUGUACGAGUCCGUGACCGAAGAGCUUUGUUUGCGAGCGAAGUGUGCAGCACAUGCCUUAUGCGCUUCGCACGCGAAGGCCAUGGAUCAGCUGGAUGACUUGGCCACUGGAGAGGCGGCCAAGUCACAGGGCGCCGACCAGAUCUCGUUGGACCAUGAGCGGAUGUGCUUGCCGAUUUGGAGAAAAAGUUUCGUGAUGUCUGGGCUCUCGUGCCUGUCACCCGAGGGUGGAGUGCAAAACAGAGCCCAGCACACCGCGCAGCUGCGGCUCAAUGGCGCGAGGCACGCAUUCCUGAGGCACGCCAUGCUCGAGUGGUGUGAGCUUGAGGACUUGACAGAGUUCCUCGAUGCACAGCUGGGGCCGCUGGAAAUGGCCAUCGACAACUUUCGGGGCAGCCAGGACGUCACCCGCGCCGCGCACACGCCCCACGUCCGGGACAUCGGCCGGCUCAUGUUCCGGAACCAUUGCCUUUUGGAUUCUCGAGUUUUCAGGCCCUUGUGUUUGGCGGCCUAUGCAUUAGUCCACGAGAUCCAGCGGGCAUCCUUGCGGUCGCAAGAGGAGGAGUUGGAUGGGCUCAUCGAUUUGCUGGAACAGUUCCACGGGAUGUUGGCCGCUUGCGACGUUCAAGACGAUCAUUUGUCCAACUCCAAGAACACCAAGGAGUCCUUUGGCGACAACCUGGUGUCCCCCAUCUCUGCGGCCGUCGAGUGCUUCGGCGAGAAGGACAUCCGAGGGCAUCCAUCUCGAGAUUUGCCCAGUGACAGAGGCCGUGGCUUCAAGUGCAUUUGAAGGCACGCACGCGGACCGCAGCACCUCCGACCGCCAGCGUGACAGUUGUACAUAUCUUCGGCGUUCGGCGGGAAAAGGGACCGUCGCCGUGGGCAGAUGGAAACUUGCCGCAUAUGCUACUAGGAACAAGGAUGCUACUAGGAGCAAAGGGCAUCGCUGCUA